This is a messenger RNA of Teleopsis dalmanni, 1706 nucleotides long. RefSeq names its product glutamate receptor ionotropic, kainate 2-like. Gene Ontology annotation, biological process: modulation of chemical synaptic transmission; synaptic transmission, glutamatergic. Gene Ontology annotation, cellular component: postsynaptic membrane; plasma membrane. Gene Ontology annotation, molecular function: transmitter-gated monoatomic ion channel activity involved in regulation of postsynaptic membrane potential; glutamate-gated receptor activity. The transcript is spliced from 8 exons. NCBI's taxonomy places the organism in Eukaryota, Metazoa, Arthropoda, Insecta, Diptera, Diopsidae. The annotation marks the transcript as partial. The record is from RefSeq and is a predicted model, not a curated record.
UGGAUUUAUUUUUAUUGAGCCAAAAAUUGUUUAAAUUAAGAAUUUUCUGAAAGUAUUUAGUUGUUUCCAUGCUCUCCACGUGUGCGGGAGUACCAUUUGUAUCUGGCGAAAGUAUCUAUCGUUUUAAAUACUUUUCAGUGUGGACAGUUAAAAAAGCAAGAAAUAAGAUGAGAAAACCUUUGAAAAUUAAAUUUUUAGUUACAUACUUGUUUUCAUUGAUAUUUAGUGGUGCAGUAAAAGUAACCAUGGCUUAUUCACAGCUGGAUUCUUAUAAUUUUGAGUCUAACCAGGGCACAAGCAGCAGCAUACGUAUCGGUUUGAUCUCCGAUUUCAAUACUGAACAUUUACGCACUGCAUUUGAGUUUGGAAUAUUCAAAGCGAACUCUGACUUAAGCGUUCCUCUAGUGGGAAUAACUGAAGAAAUCAAUUACGGAAACUCUCUUCAAGCAAAUGAUAAAUUAUGCCAAUUAAUGAAGGAUAGUAUUGGUGGGGUAUUUGCUCCAACAGCAAAACAUACUGCAGCUCAUCUCAUGCAAAUAUGUGAUGAUAAAGAUGUACCAUAUAUUUAUCCACGGAUGACUGACAAGUACGAUGGUUUUAAUUUAUUUCCUCAUCCAAUAGAUGUAGCAACUGCUUUACAUUCUAUCAUAAGUGCUUUCGAGUGGUCACGGUUUAUAUUUCUUUAUGAAUCCUCCAAUUAUCAUACGAUAUUAGAUGGACUAAUGUCAUUUUAUAGUAGCAAUGGCCCAGCCAUAUCUGUUGUGCGUUAUGAUUUAAAUUUAAAUGGUAACUACAAACCCGUACUGCGUCGUGUUCGGAAAUCUGUAGAUAAUAGAAUUGUAGUUGUGGGGUCUACACCAUCGGUUGCUGAGCUUUUAAAGCAGGCACAGCAAGUCGGUAUGAUUAAUGAGGACUAUAAGUAUAUAAUCGGGAACUUGGACUUUCAAACUUUUGACUUGGAAGAAUUUAAAUAUAGUGAAGUUAAUAUUACUGGUUUCCGAAUGUUUUCAAUAGAUAACCCACAAAUACGAGAGUUAAUGGAUCGUUUAAAUGAAGAUAAACUUGCAAUGCAGUACGGAAAGCCCAAAGAAAAAACUAACGAAGAAGGAUCUUGUCCUAUAACAAUUGAUAUGGCAUUGACAUAUGAUGCCAUACAGGUAUUUGCUGAAACUACUAAGCACUUAAUAUAUAAUCCUCAACCACUUAAUUGCUCAGACACAAAUGAUAAUGUGCAAAAUGAUGGUUCAACUUUCGGAAAUUACAUGAAAUCGCUCGAUAUCUCAGAUAAAACUAUUACAGGCCGUAUUUACUUCGAAGGUAAUAUUCGUAAAGGAUAUACGUUUGAUGUUAUUGAAUUACAGCAAUCAGGAAUUGUUAAAAUUGGCACGUGGAACGAAUAUACCAAUUUAACUAUUGAACGUCCUCCACUUAAAAAUUUGGUAAGCCAAACCAUUGAUGAUUCCCUAGUUAAUAAAACUUUCGUGGUGCUAAUAUCAGUUGAGACCAAACCUUAUGCCAGUUUAGUGAAAACUCAUAAAAAACUGGUGGGUAAUGAUCAAUACGAAGGGUAUGGAGUUGAUUUGAUAACUGAAUUAGCGGACAGAUUGGGUUUUAAUUUUACACUAGUGCCAGGUGGAAAUGAUUAUGGUACUUUCAAUAAAACAACUAAUGAAACAUCAGGAAUGUUAAAAAAAAUUGUGGAAGGU